AUUUUUGAGCUGCGAAACGGGACUGAUAAAUUAUUGAGGUGGUUUUAAAACACCACAAAUAAAUUAUUUAUUUAUUUACUUUUAUUUUUUUAUCACAUCAACUCUUUAUAAAACCAGCUUUUAUUUUUUUAUCACAUCAUCACUUUAUAAAACCAACAAACUUCUUCCCAUACAAGCGAGGCCGAAGUCAUUGUUUGCGCUUCAGCAUCACAUUUUGGAAAUCAGCCACAGUUUUGUAGAGAGAGAGAGAGAGAGAAAGAACCCAGGGAUGAGCGAUCAAGAAGCCGAGAUGGACAACAAAACAUACUUGGACGAUACCGAAGAGGACGGUGGUUUAGAGUCGUCCGGGUCCGCCCUCAACCGGCUUGCCAUGCUCCGGCUCAACCCCCCAGUGUCCUCGUGCAGGGCGUGCGGUGGCUCCAUGAAGAGACGAUCACCCUCCUCGUCUUCAUCAUCUCUCCAAGAACCCAAAUCCAAGAAAAUCAGCCGUCACCCCUCCUCCACCCUUAUCGUCGGCGACCAUCUCCUCCAGGGCUUCACCAAGCUUCACCUUCCAAUCCCCACUCUCCACCGCUGCGUUUCUGACCCCAUUAAUUCACCCGGAACAACCAACAACAACAACCCCACUAAUGCUAAUGGUUUCUUCAACCCUCUCUCAUCUCAAAAUGCCAAGACUCCCUCACCACCACCACCACCACCACCGAAUGCAAAACCCACUUCCUCUGCUUCCGCCACUCUCCGCCGUUCCCUCUCUGACCCAAUUCCAACCCCAACACCUCCUCCGGACUCCAUCCAAUGCCUCACUCCCAAUUCCAAGAGGUUGAAGAGAAUGAGGGAUCGAAUGAAAGAGAUGAGUCAGUGGUGGGACGAAGUCAUGGAAGGGGAAAAAGAACGUGGCUCUGAAGAUGAUAACAACAAUGGCGCUCCACAGAAGUUGCAGGAUGAGUCUGAGACAACUGAAUGUGAGGAAGCAGUGAGUGUGGAGAGAUCUGGGAAGUGGUUAAUCGUUCACAUCAAGUGUUCUUGCGGCAAAGGCUAUCAGAUUCUGCUAUAUGGAAACAUCUGUUACUACAAGUUGAUGUAACUUUUCAUUUCAUUCUCCUUGUAAUUUCACAUUGUGUACUGGUUUCAAUUCACAAAGAUUCUUUAGAUAUAUAGUAGUACAUACACUCAUCAUUCUUGACCUUCUUUCUUUUAAUCCAAAACAGAGUUUCUUUUUUUUC
Camellia sinensis is the source of this 1223-nucleotide messenger RNA. NCBI's taxonomy places the organism in Eukaryota, Viridiplantae, Streptophyta, Magnoliopsida, Ericales, Theaceae. The record is from RefSeq and is a predicted model, not a curated record.